AUGGACAAGGUCCAGUUGAUCAGACAGAGAUUGCUUACAGCUCAAAGUAGACAAAAGUCUUAUGCUGAUAAGAGAAAAAGAGAUUUAGUGUUCACAACUGGGGACAAAGUGUUCCUACGAGUCUCCCCUAUGAAAGGUAUGAUGCGGUUUGGGAAAAAAGUGUUGCAUGUCUCAAUUCUAAGAAAAUGUAUAUCAGACUCAUCUCAGGUGAUUGAAGCACCGACUAUACCGCUCGAUGAGAAGUUGUCCUACGAGGAGGAGGCGAUGGCUAUUGUUGAUAGGCAAGUAAGGAAGCUACGGUCAAAAGAAAUUGAGUUCGUAAAAGUCUUAUCGCGAAAUUAUACACUUGAAGAAGCUACUUGGGAAGUAGAAAAAGAUAUGCAAGCGAAGUACCCCCAUUUGUUUCAGUCUACAGAUUUUAAUUUCGAUUCUUAUGAUUUGGAAGAUUCUACUGAGUAA
Messenger RNA from Nicotiana attenuata, 459 nucleotides. RefSeq lists its product as uncharacterized. The record is from RefSeq and is a predicted model, not a curated record. Lineage: Eukaryota; Viridiplantae; Streptophyta; Magnoliopsida; Solanales; Solanaceae. The coding region runs from base 1 to 459 and encodes 152 amino acids. The transcript is spliced from 3 exons.